Messenger RNA from Cryphonectria parasitica EP155, 660 nucleotides. RefSeq lists its product as uncharacterized. Lineage: Eukaryota; Fungi; Ascomycota; Sordariomycetes; Diaporthales; Cryphonectriaceae. The coding region runs from base 1 to 660 and encodes 219 amino acids. The record is from RefSeq and is a predicted model, not a curated record. The transcript has 2 exons.
AUGGCAACACUUCUCCCCGACUACACAGACACGACCCGUUUCCCCACGUUCCUCACCAUCCCAGAAAACGACCCAGACGCGCCACCAUCAUCGUCAUCAUCAUCAUCCUCUCAACAGCAGUCAACAUGGUACCUCCUCGCCCAGGUCAAAGACAACAUGACCAUCAACAAGCCGACACUGGUCCUCACAGACCGAGACGGGAACCCUUUCGCUCUUGUGUUUGAGGGCCUCGGGCGCGACGAGCUGGACCUGAAGGGGCUUGGGUUGAAGAAGGGGUGCACGGCUGUGAUUCCCAAUGCGAAGCGGACGAGGCCUGCGGAGGAGGGCAAGAGGGGUUUUGUGAGGAUCGACAAGAGGGAUGCUGGGACUGUGCGGGCUGUGCCGGGGGCGUUGGCUAGGGUGUUGGAGGUUGGUGGGAGGGAGAAGGGGGAUAGGUGUGAGACUUGUGGUGGUGCUGGUGGCGAUGGAGGGGAGGAGGGUCUGAAGAGCUGUACUGGCUGUGCGAGGGUCGGGUACUGCGGCAAGGUGAGUUCAUCUCAUAUGGCUUCGAAGCUUCUGGUUUGUGUACACUCGCAGGAGUGUCAAGUGAAAGGCUGGGUAGAGGGGGGACAUAAGACCGACUGCAAGAUGUUCAAGGCGCUCAACGACAUUUUUGCAUAA